CAAUGCUCUAGUGGUGCUUCAUCCCCUAUGGCAUUUUGCAGUAGUGGGGGCUCACCCCCACCGGAGAAGUAGUACAGUCUGGCAGGGUGCCAAACAUCCCCCAGAGGCAUGAGGAUUCUUAGAGUCAUGCUAUACUGAAAAGACACUUGAUCAAGAGAACUCUGGGAGAAGCAGAAAACCCUGUGCCAGGGACAGGAAAGAUAGGAGAAAGAAAGUUUAUCAGAAUUUUUUAAACCUGUCUCAGAAAUAACAACAUAUUUUAAUCAGAGAUUUAAAGGUAGACAAGCAAUGGUCAAGAGAAGUGCCCAAGCAGAUGGGCCUGACUGCCACCUCACAGAGUUCCCAGCCCCUCAGAAGAGUGAAACUCCGAAGUGAUUUCAUGGACCUCAUGGAGGGCAUAGAACUAUUUAAAUAGACCAUCAACCUUAAAGUCCAGAGAUGGAACAAAGAGGAUGCAGAUGCACAUAUCUCUACCUGAGCACCUGUGCCACAGGCCACCAUGGAUCUGCUCCUCGAUGCCCUUCAGAGUCAUGAGAGCACAAGCAAUAGCAGCUCAGGAAGCAGCAGCAGAGGAGACCAGAAAGGCUGAAGCUUCAGAGAUCACCUGCCAAACACAGGCUGAACCUGACAGCAUGUCACACCAGGAUGUUGCUAUGAGGACAGAUUCAUCAAAAAUGACUGAUGUGGAGUCUGGGGUCGCCAAUUUUGCAUCUUCAGCAAGGGCAGGCCGCCGGAAUGCCUUACCAGACAUCCAGAGUUCAGCUGCCACAGAUGGAACCUCAGAUUUGCCCCUCAAACUGGAGGCUCUCUCCGUGAAGGAAGAUGCAAAAGAGAAAGAUGAAGAAACAAUACAAGACCAAUUGGAAAAGCCUCAAAAUGAAGACAAAUGAAGGCUCAUAAUCUAACAAGAGUGCUGAAUUUCCGCAUGUUGAAAGACUUAGUGGUUCUGUUUUCCUGAGACAUUUAAUCUGGUGGUAACUGUGGUAACAUUGCAGCCCUAAGCAGCAUUUGUAUAUUAGAUAAUUGUGUUGUGAUGCUACUCACUUUGAUUGCAAUGAUGAUGUCCAAUGUAAGCUAUUAAAAGGCAGGUUACUUCCAAAUCGCACUGAAGGAAAAGGUUAAGAAUAAUACAUGAUCAUGUAAAUGCAUACCAUUGUCUGUAAACCCAACAAAAUUCACUGUUCUCUUUUGGAUUUAUUUAGCCUGAUGUAUUUUUAAUUCGAUUUUUAUGGUGAUAGGCAAAUCAUUUCUUGGUAAAUGUAAAUCAAGCACGAUUGAUUUAAAACUUCAUGGAAUUUGUAGAAAAUUAUGGACUUUUUUUGGUGAGAAAGAACAAUGGUCAAAACUCACAUGGAUAGAAUGUGUUUAUUUUUAGCCAAAAAUGCCACAGACUUUUUCCCAAACUUCAAAAACGAUUUGGAAAAACUGUAAAAGUUUGAUAACAGAAACAUCUUUAGGAUAUUUUUGUCUGACAUAUUUUGCUUCUAGUAUGUGCCUACUGUGAUUUUUUUCAUGUGGAAAAUGCAAAAUUUGUAACAAAAUGGUUAUAUGGAACAUGCCUAUUAAAUGAAUUUUACUAUCUUCCUUAACUUUGGUAUGUGUAUGUGUGUGUGUGUGUGUGUGUGUUUUACUUUAAUAUGAAUUAUACAAAAUACUAGUUGUUUUACACUCUCUUUUCUUAUUCUUAGGGCUUUUGUGUAUGUCUGACUUGUUUUUAAAUACCUUCCUCAGGAAUGCAGACCUUAAUUUUUAUAUUUUUGUAAAGUAGCUAACAUAGCAGUAGGCACUUAAGCAUUUAGUCAAUGAUGUUGGUAGAAAUAGUAAAAUACAUCCUUUAAAUAUAUAUCUAAGCACAUAUUUUAAAAGGAGCAAAAAUAAAACCAACGUGUUAGUAAAUUUUGAUUUAUUAGAUAUUUUAGAAAAAUAAUAGAAUUCUGAAGUUUUAAAAGUGUCAGUGAUUAUUUUCAUUUUCAGAAAUAUAUGCAUGCAGUUAUAUUUUAUUUGAUUGUUGACUUAGGCCAUGUCUGUAUACAGUAACCAAAUAAACUCUUUCACUAUUAAAGAGAUUUGUUACUGA
Messenger RNA from Pongo pygmaeus (Bornean orangutan), 2077 nucleotides. It is a transcript of the gene PKIB, whose product is annotated as cAMP-dependent protein kinase inhibitor beta. Gene Ontology annotation, biological process: negative regulation of protein kinase activity. The record is from RefSeq and is a predicted model, not a curated record. NCBI's taxonomy places the organism in Eukaryota, Metazoa, Chordata, Mammalia, Primates, Hominidae. The coding region runs from base 453 to 890 and encodes 145 amino acids. Gene Ontology annotation, molecular function: cAMP-dependent protein kinase inhibitor activity. The transcript has 8 exons.